UGUGGCCAUCUUGUUUGCGACGACAGCGGUAGACGAUGGCAUCCAAGGCUAAGGCUUCCCCCGCGCCCUCGAGCAAUGUCAAUGGCAUCCUCUCGGACCUCCUCUCGCAGUAUAGCAAGAACACGCCCCGCAAGAUGAAGCUCAUCGACGGCUUCCUCGCGUACGUCCUUGCCACGGGCGUGCUGCAGUUCGUCUACUGCAUGCUCGUGGGCACCUUCCCGUUCAACUCGUUCUUGUCCGGCUUCAUCUCGACCGUCGGCGUCUUUGUGCUCACGGUCUCGCUGCGCAUGCAGAUCAACCCGACCAACGCCGACGCGUUCUCGUCCGCGCCGCGGUCGUCCGAGCGCGCGUUCGCCGACUACCUGUUUUGCAAUUUCAUCUUGUUCCUUGUCGUCAUGAACUUCAUGGGCUAGCCGCGACGACGAAGACGACGACGACUAUGAGGAUGAGGCUGAUGAUGAAUGCAAUCGCCUUGUGUUUCAUGGA
Saprolegnia parasitica CBS 223.65 is the source of this 486-nucleotide messenger RNA. RefSeq lists its product as hypothetical. Gene Ontology annotation, cellular component: oligosaccharyltransferase complex; membrane. Lineage: Eukaryota; Oomycota; Saprolegniomycetes; Saprolegniales; Saprolegniaceae. The coding region runs from base 36 to 413 and encodes 125 amino acids. The record is from RefSeq and is a predicted model, not a curated record. The transcript is spliced from 2 exons. Gene Ontology annotation, biological process: protein N-linked glycosylation.